AUGCUCCAUGUAUUUGGACGUAUAAUUAGGCUGCCAACUUUCCUGGCCUUCAAAAGUGGCCGCAAAGAUGGCUCCAACACUUUUCUGCCAACGUCAUCGCCAUUGUUCAAGGCCGUUUUACACGACAACUAUAGAACAGUCUGCGUUCAAUUCAAGAACAGGUUCUCGACUGUUCUAUCCUUCAUUACUUGCUUCUCAAUCAUCAAUGAUCUCGACGCUUCCGACUCAGGGAUAUGCUGCUGUGGGUGGGUGUUUUCCAAUUUUUUUUACCCGAUUUUUAGAUAUGAGAACUACUCUUUAAUGAAUUUUACCGGGAUAUGUCCUUAA
Molecule: messenger RNA, 327 nt
Organism: Haemonchus placei
Lineage: Eukaryota; Metazoa; Nematoda; Chromadorea; Rhabditida; Trichostrongylidae
Source: the annotation of a GenBank genome assembly